AUGGUUGAGACACGAUACGAUGGACGAUGGCCGUCGCACUCGGCAACGAGCGAUAGUGACGCCCCUCCCGCACGGCGGACGCAUCGUUCAACCACAGUCGCUGUGCCUUUGCCGCCAACCUCUCUUGCUCCUGCAGAUAGUCACGCCAGCAAGCGCAAAGGAAAAGGAAGUGCAAAUAAGAAACGCGGGGCGGACUCGACAUUGCGCAAGCAAAAGUCGGCGACGCGAUCUUCAGGAAUCAAGAUUCCGCGCCCACCAAACGCGUACAUCUGCUAUCGUUCCGAGCGACUGCACCAGCAUCGCACCGGUCAGCUCUCAUCAUCUCUUCGGAAUGUGCUUUCCGCACGCUCGCUUGUGAUUCGUCCAUUCCCAGCCGACGUGCCGCCUCCUGGCAGCCCAAAAUACCAGGCCGCACUGUCCAAGGCGCUCGGUCAGAUGUGGAAGUCGGAAGACGAACCGAUUCGAACCUACUUCUUCGCUGAAAGCUCUCGGAAAGCGGAUGAGCACAGGGCAAUGUACCCGGACUACAAGUUCAAACCGACAUUGACGCCAAAGGCGAAGCUUGCACGUCUUGCACGCAGAGGUGCGAAGCUCCCCCAACUCGACGCAUCGAUGGAAGAUUCCGCGAGGCGUAAGGAGGAGGGACCAGAGUCGGCAAGCCGUGAGCGCGUCUCUGCGCGGUACGGCGUCCAUUCAAUAACCAUAACUGGGGACAAACUUGACGAGAGCCAACAAGUGCGCGGCGUCUACAAGCCCGAUAGCGAUGAAGAUGACGACGUCGACGAGCGCUGCUUGUCCACUGUCUCCGAAGCUGCCCGGUAUGCCGUUAGCUCUCGCCCACCUGUCGACGCCUCCAAAGACCAUGGCUCAGAUAAGGCAGAUGCCGGCGACUACUCUAUCGAACUGGUUGACUAUUUCGAUGGAGGAACCCACAAUCAUUAUGACGACGGUGAUCAGUUUUUGUCCUUUACAUCCGUAACGAGUCUUUCUGCCGGCAAGCCAUCAGCUCACGGUCUCGAUGACAUGUGCAGUGCCUUUGGCUCUGCCGCCCAUGCAACCUUCGGCGGGAUAGACCCUCGUGCCGUGUACUUUGGCAAGAGCGAUCUCGACUUCAGAAGUGACAGGCACGCGAUAAACAACCUACCUCCGGAUGCAAGGAUUGCAGAUGGAAUCGACCCUUUCUUCCUCGGACUUAAUGAUUUCAGCACUGCACAACCAGCCUGGGGUCGUUGA
Tilletiaria anomala UBC 951 is the source of this 1233-nucleotide messenger RNA. RefSeq lists its product as uncharacterized. Lineage: Eukaryota; Fungi; Basidiomycota; Exobasidiomycetes; Georgefischeriales; Tilletiariaceae. The record is from RefSeq and is a predicted model, not a curated record. Gene Ontology annotation, biological process: anatomical structure morphogenesis; regulation of DNA-templated transcription; cell differentiation. The transcript has a single exon. Gene Ontology annotation, molecular function: RNA polymerase II cis-regulatory region sequence-specific DNA binding; DNA-binding transcription factor activity, RNA polymerase II-specific. The coding region runs from base 1 to 1233 and encodes 410 amino acids.